Molecule: messenger RNA, 423 nt
Organism: Plenodomus lingam JN3
Lineage: Eukaryota; Fungi; Ascomycota; Dothideomycetes; Pleosporales; Leptosphaeriaceae
Source: RefSeq, a predicted model, not a curated record
AUGAAGCUUAAUUUUGUUACUGCUUUUGCUACUACAGCUGUAGCAGUAGCAGCAGGAUCUCGAAUGUGGUGCAGCGAUGUGGAGGUUGAUAAAAAUACACUGCCAGACAGAACUGGCUGUCGGUACAAAUUGGAUAAAAUAUACUGUUGCAAUAGUGAAGCUGUCGGCCGACAAGAUGCAACACCUAUAUGGCGAGGGGAUUGCUACAACGCCCUCACGGGAUUUACGGACGAAAUCUACGAGCGAGACUGCCCGAACGGUAAAGAUAUCAGCCAACUAUGCAACAGUGCAGACCAUAGCCAAAACCAUGAAGGACCGAGCGAUUCUUUCUGUGGAGAGAAGAGGAAUCAAGGGAUAGGAAAGCAGUAUGAGGCAGCUGAACAACGCUCACGCUCAAGGCAGGAUAUCAGAACGAAAGUGUGA